This is a messenger RNA of Lynx canadensis (Canada lynx), 3528 nucleotides long. It is a transcript of the gene SEMA6B, whose product is annotated as semaphorin 6B. Lineage: Eukaryota; Metazoa; Chordata; Mammalia; Carnivora; Felidae. Gene Ontology annotation, biological process: axon guidance; semaphorin-plexin signaling pathway; neural crest cell migration. The record is from RefSeq and is a predicted model, not a curated record. Gene Ontology annotation, molecular function: chemorepellent activity; semaphorin receptor binding.
GGCCUUCCUGUUUUUUGGCCCCAAAUCCUCAGAGGCAGGGACUCCAGGGCCAAAGUUCCCACACCACCUUCACCUCCAGGGGUUCAGAAACCUGGAGCUCUGAGGCCAGGACACCGUGUGCCGAUGUCCCUGCUGCUCAGACGGGGAAACUGAGGCACGGGGCUUGCCCGAGGCUUCCCGGAAGGACGAGGCUGCAGGUUUCUUACUCAGGACGUCCGGACUGCACCCCUGCGGGUAGGGGUGUGGCGGGCUGGGUUCCAGAGGGUGUCGCUUCUCGUCACCCCGACCUCGCCAUGCGGACCCCGCGAGCGCCCCCUCCUCGCCCGGCCCCACUGCUCCUACUGCUGCUACUGGGGGAAGCUAAUGGCCUCUUCCCCGAGGAGCCGCCGCCGCUCAGCGUGGCCCCCAGGGACUACCUGAACCACUACCCCGUGUUCGUGGGCGGCGGGCCAGGACGCCUGACCCCAGCAGAGGGUACUGACGACCUCAACAUCCAGCGGGUCCUGCGGGUCAACAGGACGCUGUUCAUCGGGGACAGGGACAACCUGUACCGGGUGGAGCUGGAGCCCCCCACGACCACGGAGCUGCGGUACCAGCGGAAACUGACCUGGCGCUCCAACCCCAGUGACAUCAACGUGUGUCGGAUGAAGGGCAAGCAGGAGGGCGAGUGUCGGAAUUUUGUAAAGGUGCUGCUACUUCGCGACGAAUCCACGCUCUUCGUGUGCGGUUCCAAUGCCUUCAACCCCGUGUGUGCCAACUACAGCAUGGACACACUGCAGCCCCUGGGGGACAAUAUCAGCGGCAUGGCCCGUUGCCCAUACGAUCCCAAACAUGCCAACGUUGCCCUCUUCUCUGAAGGGACGCUCUUCACGGCCACCGUUACUGACUUCCUAGCCAUCGAUGCCGUCAUCUACCGCAGCCUGGGGGACCGGCCCACCCUGCGUACCGUGAAACACGACUCCAAGUGGUUCAAAGAGCCCUACUUUGUCCAUGCGGUGGAGUGGGGCAGCCACAUCUAUUUCUUCUUCCGGGAGAUCGCGAUGGAGUUUAACUAUCUGGAGAAGGUGGUGGUGUCCCGAGUGGCCCGGGUGUGCAAGAAUGACGUGGGGGGCUCCCCCCGGGUGCUGGAGAAGCAGUGGACGUCCUUCCUGAAGGCGCGGCUCAACUGCUCCGUGCCUGGCGACUCCCAUUUCUACUUCAACGUGCUGCAGGCUGUCACGGGCGUGGUCAGCCUGGGGGGCCGGCCGGUGGUCCUUGCUGUCUUCUCCACCCCCAGCAACAGCAUCCCCGGCUCGGCUGUCUGCGCCUUCGACAUGACGCAGGUGGCUGCCGUGUUUGAAGGCCGCUUCCGUGAGCAGAAGUCCCCCGAGUCCAUCUGGACCCCCGUGCCGGAGGACCAGGUGCCACGGCCCCGACCUGGGUGCUGCGCGGCUCCCGGCAUGCAGUACAACGCCUCUAGCGCCUUCCCCGAUGAGAUCCUCAACUUUGUCAAGACCCACCCCCUGAUGGACGAAGCGGUGCCCUCUCUGGGCCACGCGCCCUGGAUCGUGCGGACCCUAAUGCGGCACCAGCUGACGCGAGUGGCUGUGGACGUGGGCGCCGGCCCCUGGGGCAACCACACCGUCGUCUUCCUGGGUUCCGAGGUGGGCACCGUCCUCAAGUUCCUCAUCUGGCCCAACACCAGCGCCUCAGGCACCGCCGGGCCCAGUGUCUUCCUAGAGGAGUUCGAGACCUACCGGCCGGACAGGUGUGGACGGUUCAGCAGCGGUGAGGCGGGGCGGCGGCUGUUGAGUCUGGAGCUGGACCCGGCCUCGGGUGGCCUGCUGGCAGCCUUCCCCCGCUGCGUGGUCCGCGUGCCCGUGGCCCGCUGCCAGCAGUACUCAGGGUGCAUGAAGAACUGUAUUGGCAGUCAGGACCCCUACUGUGGGUGGGCCCCUGAUGGUUCCUGUGUCUUCCUCAGCCCCGGCACCAGAGGCACCUUUGAGCAGGACGUGUCUGGGGCCAGCACCUCAGGCUUAGGGGACUGUACAGGACUCCUGCGGGCCAGCCUGGCGGAGGAGCGCGCCGGGCUGGUGUCGGUGAACCUGCUGGUGACGUCGUCCGUGGCAGCCUUCGUGGUGGGCGCCGUCGUGUCCGGCUUCAGCGUGGGCUGGUACGUGGGUCUCCGCGAGCGGCGCGAGCUGGCGCGCCGCAAGGACAAGGAGGCCAUCCUGGCGCACGGCGGCGGCGAGGCCGUGCUGAGCGUGAGCCGGCUGGGCGAGCGCAGGGCGGCCGGGGGCCGGUGCGGCGGCGGCGGCGGCGGCGGCGGGGGCGGCGGGGGCGGCGGCGCCGGGGGGCCCCCCGAGGCCCUGCUGGCGCCCCUGAUGCAGAACGGCUGGGCCAAGGCCACGCUGCUGCAGGGCGGCCCCCACGACCUGGACUCGGGGCUGCUGCCCACGCCCGAGCAGACGCCGCUGCCGCAGAAGCGCCUGCCCGCCCCGCACCCCCACGCCCUGGGCGCGCGCGCCUGGGAGCACGGCCACCCGCUGCUCUCGGCGUCCGCGUCCUCCUCCCUGCUGCUGCUGGCGCCGGCCCGCGCCCCCGAGCCGCCGCCCGCGCCCCCCGCGCCCCCCGUGCCCGGAGAGCCGGGCCCCGACGCGCGCCUCUACGCCCGGCCCGGCCGCGCGGCGCACGGCGACUUCCCGCUGACCCCGCACGCCAGCCCGGACCGCCGGCGCGUCGUGUCGGCGCCCACCGGGCCCUCGGAACCCGGCCCCCUCGCCGCCGCCGCCGACGGCCUCCCGCGGCCCUGGAGCCCGCCGCCCACGGGCAGCCUGCGGAGGCCCGGCCCCCACGGCCCGCCGGCCGCCGCCCUGCGCCGCACGCACACGUUCAACAGCGGCGAGGGCCGGCCGGGCGACCGCCACCGCGGCCGCCACGCGCGGCCCGGCACGGACUUGGCCCACCUCCUCUCCUACGGGGGCACGGACAGGACUGCGCCCCCCGUGCCCUAGGCCGGGGCCCCGACGCCUCGGCGGUGCCAGCCACGGGAACCAGGAGCGAGAGGGCCGGCCCAAGUGCUCACGACCCCCGCCCCGCCCCGCCCCGCGUGGGGGGCCCCCUCGGCCGCACGGAAGCACAACGAGCUCGGCGCCCCCGCCCCGCCCCGCCCGGGGCCGCGGGACACUGAGGCGGCGGUGGGGGCGGGGGUGGGGGCGGGAGGAAUGUGCUACGGAUUUGAGGUUGACCUUCUGCGCGUGGAUUUGGGUUUGUUUUCCAGUUGGCGUUUCUUUUGCAGAUUUCUAUCCAAUUGCACAACUCCGUUCUUGGGGUGUCAGCCGGGGGAGGGGGGGGAGGGGGACGCGGGGCGGGAACGCUUGGAGGCGGUGGGAUGGGGAGGGGCCGCGUCUGCGACCCGAGCUCCCCACCCCCAGCCCCACCCCCCACGCCCCUCCUCAACCCAGGUUCCUGGCGUGUGUGGGUGUGCGUGCGCGUGUGCAUGCCGUAUUCGUGUGCAAGGGGCCAGGAAGGGGAGGGACGUGUGUGUGU